Messenger RNA from Penicillium odoratum, 252 nucleotides. RefSeq lists its product as uncharacterized. The coding region runs from base 1 to 252 and encodes 83 amino acids. NCBI's taxonomy places the organism in Eukaryota, Fungi, Ascomycota, Eurotiomycetes, Eurotiales, Aspergillaceae. The record is from RefSeq and is a predicted model, not a curated record. The transcript has 2 exons.
AUGACCAGACCCUCGAACAAUAAAUCUGAUGCCACUACACCAGCCACCUCAAGCUAUUUUACGGCAUCCAAACGAGGGGUCUGGUGCAUUGGAUCCGAUGUGAUCCUAGAAGACCGCCCAGACAAAGGUCCAAAAACGCAAGUCGAAGUCAAACCACUCAAGGACCUAGCAAAUUGCCCCGAAAUACCCGUCCCAAGGGGUUUACACGAUGGGUUCGAUCGCGACGGACGAUACUUCGGAACGAGCGGAUAG